AUGCGUGCUUUUACCACCUUCUUCACCCUUCUUCUCGCUCUCCUCUUUACCUCUCAAGUUGUCGCAGGCCCUGUUCUAGAGGCUCGUCAGAACUCUAGCAGCUCCACUGCUGCCACAUCCUCGUCUUCAAAGUCUUCUAGUACUUCGCCAUCUUCGUCUGCUUCUGCAAGCACUGGCGGUGGCUACCCAGCUGGUGUUGGAACCGGCUCAUCUGGCUCCGGCGAGGGCUCUUCAGGACAGAACAGCAACAGCAACCCUAGUCAGAAUGCUGCUGCAGCAAGAUAUGCUGUUCCCGGAAGCGUGCUGAGCGUUGGAAGCUUCGCUGCUGUGCUCCUUGCGAUGGGUCGGGGGAAAGAGUAG
Messenger RNA from Aureobasidium melanogenum CBS 110374, 360 nucleotides. RefSeq lists its product as uncharacterized. NCBI's taxonomy places the organism in Eukaryota, Fungi, Ascomycota, Dothideomycetes, Dothideales, Saccotheciaceae. The record is from RefSeq and is a predicted model, not a curated record. Bases 1 to 360 code for a protein of 119 amino acids. The transcript has 4 exons.